AUGUGGAAGAUUCCCGGAUACUUUUGCAAAAAGUGCAUGCUUGACCUGGGCAAGGACUUUGACAAGUACGGGAGGAUCGUCACCCCGGCAAGGCCGUGCGACCUCUGCAACGUGGAGUUUUACUUUCUCAAGGCCGUCACAAAGGAGCACAAGCGCCAGCACUACUGCCACGUGUGCCACGAGUCCGUGGUCAGCGGGUCGAUACCCGAGAGCGCCCCGGGGUUUGGCCCCAGGCCGCAGCCAAGAAAGCUCCCGCAGGUCAUGAUGAUCUUUGCGGGCCUUGGAGUGCUUAUGAUGGUGAUGGGCAUGAUAUUCACGAUGACCUCCACCGGCGAGAACGCAAACGUGGCCAACAUCAUGUUUGGCGCGGUAACCACGGCCCUGGGAUUCGUCCUGUUCAGAAAGACGAUACGAUCGCGAUCCAUGCUGCUGGAUCGGAACGGCAACUUUCAGAACAAGUAA
Messenger RNA from Geodia barretti, 462 nucleotides. The record is from the annotation of a GenBank genome assembly. Lineage: Eukaryota; Metazoa; Porifera; Demospongiae; Tetractinellida; Geodiidae.